UUUAAUUUCGAAUUCAAUGUUAAUAUGUUAUUUUCAGACGGCCUUGUCAUUGCUGCUCGUCGACGAUGUGCUGCGGGAUGCCGAUUGAAAAAGGAUGCCUUAUAUUUUCAAUCGUGAAUACUAUUAUAUGCAGUUUGGGUGCAUUUGCCAGCCUGGGUUCCCUCAUUUUCAUCCUGUUCCUGUGGUGUAACCCCACGGUCCUCAGCGAGGUGGUGGUGGACUGGACGUAUAUAGGCAUAAGCGUGGCUGGCUGUGUUGGUUCUGCCAUAGCGCUUACCUUCGCGAUUGCACUCUGCCAUGGUUUACGUAAGAAUAAAAAACGCUACAUAAUGGCGUACCUGAUAUACGGGAUGGUCUCAGUGACCCUUGGCGCCAUAGGCAUUGUGGUUUUCAUCUGGCUGAUGUGGGGUCAACUGUACAUUGUGUUAUACGCAAUGAUCCCCCUUGGGGUUUGCGUUAUAUAUUCGGCAAUGCUGCUGCUAGUGUACGAGACAUACGUGGUGCUUUCCGAACGCGCCCCCGUCACGGGACACACGAGAUUGCUCACUACGGAUGAUUUUUGAAAACCCCCCACUCCACGCCAUUUUGUAA
Molecule: messenger RNA, 591 nt
Organism: Cydia amplana
Lineage: Eukaryota; Metazoa; Arthropoda; Insecta; Lepidoptera; Tortricidae
Exons: 4
Coding region: 66-563 (165 amino acids)
Source: RefSeq, a predicted model, not a curated record